CAACGCCUGCGCCAUUUCUGACGAGUCUGGUUGGCAGAAGCAGAGGAAGAAGAAAAACCGCAGGGCCAAACCUCCUCCGAUGCCUCUGCCAGGUCAGCCCGGGGCUCUGGACGACCGACACCGCGAAGGUUUGAGCGGCUCCGGGGUCAAGUGGUACCUCCGGUACCUGGAACAGGGCAAGCCCCAGUUGAGGUGGAAGAGCGAGCCCAAUAAACAGGUACACUUACCCGCGCCUGCUGCAAAGCAGAGAAGCGGGCCACAGCAACAACAGCAGCACAGACCCGCGCCCGCCGGAUGGCGGAGAAGCGGGGAACCCCCUGGCCAUAAAGGGGACGCAGUCAAGAGAGGGAGCAACCAAAUCACUCCGCCUGAGACACCUAGCACCAAACGGCAGCGGGAUCAGCGACCUACUCCGACUUCAUGGCCUAAGAGCCUGGCUGGGCCGGCCGGGCAGGGACAGGUGCAGGAGAGCGCCACUCAGCAGCCCAGUUACUCGGAGACCCUCAAAGGCAUCCGGGUAGCUGUGCUGCCGUGUGAGUACCCUGCUGCUGCCUUGAGCCCGGAGGACUUAACCAGACUCCAAGAUGCCAUCAUGGAGGAGGUAUUCAAAGGUUGGUCGCACCCGCUGGUUUUCUGCGGGGUGUAUUUCAGGUCCGGUAUGCUUCUCGUUGAUUGCAGGGACGAGAAGACAGCAACCUGGCUGGCUGAGAAGGCACCAGCACUUGAGGGCUGGAAGGGACCCGGGAUGUGCACGAAGAGAGGGGACGAAAUCCCUCCGGUGCACAACAUCACGGUGUUCCUCCCAAGGAGCGCCGACAAAUCUGCCGAGUUUGCGCUGGGGCUACUGAAAGCGCAGAACGAGGGUAUCCACACUUCUGCGUGGAAAGUAGUGUGCAGCACCACUGAGGAAAACGAGCUCAGGCUGUUUCUAGGUAUUGAUGAGGAGUCCUACGUCAGUAUUAAGAGGGCUGGCUUCAACCUAAACUACAGGUUCAGCUUCGUCACGGUAAGACCGUGGAGACAAAAGGCGACAGGCAGCAAGGAGUCGGAGGCGCAGGAGACUCAAAUCGACGUGGUCGCCGGUUCCCCUGCUGCCCAGACGGCCGAGUCGACCUCGGGCUUACCGGCGGAGCAGCCACUACCUGCAGAAACACCAGCUCCCGCAAGCACGCUCGGGCAUACCGCUACCACCACCUCAGCGGAACACGUGCCCUCAACGCAGGAGCUGCUAUCAGGUUUGGACUUGAGGCGACUAGAGCUUGAUAAGCGGAACGAGAGCGAACUACAGCUCUCCGACCUGGACGAGCUCCACCUAUGAAU
Rhagoletis pomonella (apple maggot) is the source of this 1320-nucleotide messenger RNA. RefSeq lists its product as uncharacterized. The transcript has 2 exons. The annotation marks the transcript as partial. The record is from RefSeq and is a predicted model, not a curated record. NCBI's taxonomy places the organism in Eukaryota, Metazoa, Arthropoda, Insecta, Diptera, Tephritidae.